Molecule: messenger RNA, 1735 nt
Organism: Formica exsecta
Lineage: Eukaryota; Metazoa; Arthropoda; Insecta; Hymenoptera; Formicidae
Product: protein FAM122A
Exons: 6
Coding region: 797-1735 (312 amino acids)
Molecular function (GO): protein serine/threonine phosphatase inhibitor activity
Source: RefSeq, a predicted model, not a curated record
GAUCACGUUGUUGCAAUAUUCUCGCGAAGGACGCGAGCGAGUGACGACAUCCGUCAGAUUUUCUUUCACGGCUUCCGCUCGCAAGACGACAAUUUUCGAAAAGAAAGUCGCACUUGGUGGAACGGCUGGGAAAAGUCUUUCUUAGAACUGUUUGAAAGAACGUUUGAUUUUGAAUUAAUGCAGAAUUCGUUUUCGAGAAGUUUUCGGGACGCACAGUGCGAUUUGUAAAAUACUAAUACGAGCCACAAAAGAGAGUGGUCGAUAAAAUAUGUCGCAUCACCGAACGAACCCCGCACAAAUACAACAGCAUCCAGCAUUCUAAUAUCGACAGCAGCAGCGACGAGACUUUGCCAGACUCGCCCGACUUUGAUCUGUCGGUCCCUUCGCGAACCGGUCCCGAGUCAUCUCAAUUACUUCUCCUUGGGCGGCUUAUCUGUGAAGCUCGUGUACGACCGCGAUAAUCGUGUCGUCCUCCGGAAAAUGAGUCUCAGGGAAGUCGUGAAAAAUACUCAGUAUGUUCUUCAGUAUCUUCCCGAAGAUAAUGAGUAGUUAAAUACUUCGAUGCCCGCGACAGCAACGAUAGCCGACGAAGACGACGUACGGUGCUACACGGAGGAUCGUAUCCUGCCGCAAUCGAGAAACCGUCGCGAAAACUUCAACGGAGUCGACGACGAAAGUGACGUUGUCGGGUACUUUCGGGUUAUCCACGAGAUCUCUUCUAUGUGCCUCUACCACGUGGACGUUGCACCACGUUGUUUCAAUACAUUUGGGACUGCCGCGUGCCGCCCCGUCAAUCAUGGAUGUUGACUGUCCGAUCGUAAGCCUGAAGCGAUCCAGCAGUGCGCCGAUGAUUAACGAGAUUAGCAGCGCGACCAUGUCCGUCACUACACCGUCUACAUCAUCCUCGAGGGAUGCUGUGUCAACCUACAAUAUAUUUUCUAAUUCUACGCGUUCACGACGCUUCAGCACCAGUAGUCCUGGUAAUGUUCCUAGAUUGACACCACGUGUGAGUCAAUUAAGACAGGAAGAAUGCGUAGACGUCGCUGGCCGGGAAGCUGCACACGAGAAGGAAAUUCACAGUGCCAUGCAAAUAUCGCAAUCGUGGGAGGAUCUCACUUUGGAGGCAGAAGGACUAUCGUUCAAAGACUCAGAGACUUCUACACAGCAGCUUAACAAAAUGGAACGACCAAAGAGGCCGUUAGAUCCCCUAAGUCUAAAUCUUUCCAUUAUUGGCUCAUCGCAGUGUUCUUCACCUUCGCCCACAAGAUCGGGUUUCAAUCAAAGACAGUGUUAUUCUCCCAGCAUUCAUAUUUGGAAGAACAAUUUGUCUCCUAGUCCUACGAGAAAAGCGUUUGCCACAAGGCGCAGCUUAAGUCCUAUCGCGAUAAGGCCAAGCUGCUUGGGCCCAGUCAAAAGAAAGUUUGAAUUAGACGAGGCGGGGAUGGAUCAUAAUUUGCAGCCACCUGCAAAACGUACUUCUGGUUUAUUGACAUCAGUUGUAUCCAGGCUGGAUACACUAUCCAGCCCACUUCCAGGGACUAUUAGUUCCGUUGGCACACCUGAGUCGUUAUCGAGCGCGGAUUCACCUAGUUUUUCCUUCCGGCCAGUGGACAGUCCGUCGCCGGUUCGCGCAGUUCCGAACAGUGACAGCGAUUCCCUAUCAGAUGCAAGUAAUCAAAGUAAACCGACAGAUCACAUCCGUGUCGAUCAGAUCAAUCAGGACAAUCACAGAUGA